AUGAUGUACCUCGGCUUUCAGUCGUAUAUCGCAAACCUUCGAGGUCGGCAGGAUAAGACGGGGAACAUGUUGGUCCAUAUCAUAGCCGACAAGUCUUCCGAAACUUCUAGGCAGCAUCAUCGUCACUCGACAUCUGAAAUCACGUUUCAUAACGAGGAGUCUGGAGACAUUGUCAGCUGGCUGACACGGAGUACCGCGGCCUCAGGCGGGAGAUGCAUCAUCGCUUCAGGAUAUGCGGUAUAUAACAUCCUGAAUCGAUAUCACCCCGCAUCUAUCCGCCAGCUUUCUCAGCCAAAAUGGGUUUUUGCAAACCAAGAAGGAUAUCCCAGGCCGAUAUUCUUCUACCACCGCAACAGAAUCAUGCUAAACUUCGGCCGAGUCCCACUCAUUGGCAACGCGAUCCAUCCGCGCCCAGCUCAUCUACCACGAAUUUCCAUGAAACAGCUCAAAGCUUUGGAAGACAUUGAACGCGCAGCUAGAAAAGUUCAGUUGGAGAUCGAAACCAAGCCCGGUGAUAUUCACUUCAUCAACAAUCUCUUCGUUCUACACAAGCGUGAUAGCUUUGAGGAUGGCGAUGGAGUUGGCGAGAAGAGGCAUUUGGUUCGGAUGAGGCUUCGGGAUGAUGAGCUGGGCUGGAGUUUACCGGAGAGUCUAAGACAGGAGUGGGCAGAUGCGUUUGGGGCAGGUUCAGAUAAGCUUUGGCAUGUUGACCCUAUGCCAGAAGGAUACUUUCCUUUGAGAUCGUAUCCUAAUUAG
Molecule: messenger RNA, 756 nt
Organism: Fusarium verticillioides 7600
Lineage: Eukaryota; Fungi; Ascomycota; Sordariomycetes; Hypocreales; Nectriaceae
Exons: 4
Coding region: 1-756 (251 amino acids)
Molecular function (GO): oxidoreductase activity
Source: RefSeq, a predicted model, not a curated record